AUGGCCAGUCAGCUCCAGCUAGCGCAGGCAGAAGGACUCUGCCUUCGUUAUCCUGAGAAUCUAGGACUUCAUCGCGAGGUCAACUUUGACUCAGCAGUCACCAUGCUUCUACGCGCCAUUCAAAUGGCCACAACGAUGCCUUUUACAUGGGGAUUUAUUGACAAACCGCAAGAGGGCCAGGUCAUUCUUAUCUUUAUUCCCAACCAUUCUCCGUUCCCGAACGACGGCAUAAGAUAUUUGGAACAAGAAGUUAAAUACAAUAUACCUGCUGGCAUGCGGGAACUCGAAGUAUAUGAAGCAAAGUUCGGUUUCGCUCCGGGUGUCGAUCAGACGGCAUGGCGUGUUCGCAGGCGGUACCGUCUUACAAAGGGCGGACAUCCACAGCUCAUUCUUAUGCAUUACUCGCGUGGCCAACCAAUAGCUGUUCCUCCACAAUUUUUGAACCAACCUAUCCGCGUCUACCCUCUCCGGCCUGUUACCGAGCCCGCAGUUUUUGUAUGUGGGGACAAGACAGGGCAAAAAGUUUAUCCCCCUGGGAUGGCCCCAGGACCUAACGUUGGGAUGGGGAUGGGGAUGGGGAUAGGCAUGAAUAUGCAGCAGCAGGCGAUGUUGGCUCAGCAGAAUAACAACAUGGAGAUUCUUGAACGGAAAAGGGAGCGGGAGCGUGCACGGGAGCGGGGUGCAAGUAUGGCUCCACGCCCACCUCCACGCGUCGAAGAAGAAGACUCAGGCGACGAAAUUGAUAUGAUUUCUACGAAGGCCCUGGCUCUCACACGAUAUCGCCGAAAUCACGAUAUCAUGAAUGCAGUCUUCAAACACGCAGCCUACGGGGGCAAAUAUACCCCUACUUUCCCCCCACCGUACUCAAUCUUCAACAAAACAGAGCUAGAAGACAAGACGAAUCAACUCUCGGCCGAGAUUGCGGCUCUCAAUGCUCGGGCCAUUGAACGAAAUGCAGCCAAGGCCUUGGCGGAGCAGGAGCGGCUACAGCAAAAGGCAGCUCUUGCUUUUGACCUAGGUGAUGCCUCUAUGGAGAAUCUCUCAGAUUCCAUUGUGGUAUAG
Guyanagaster necrorhizus is the source of this 1062-nucleotide messenger RNA. RefSeq lists its product as uncharacterized. The coding region runs from base 1 to 1062 and encodes 353 amino acids. The transcript has 6 exons. NCBI's taxonomy places the organism in Eukaryota, Fungi, Basidiomycota, Agaricomycetes, Agaricales, Physalacriaceae. The record is from RefSeq and is a predicted model, not a curated record. Gene Ontology annotation, biological process: chromatin remodeling.